Messenger RNA from Cydia pomonella (codling moth), 18125 nucleotides. It is a transcript of the gene Nf1, whose product is annotated as neurofibromin. NCBI's taxonomy places the organism in Eukaryota, Metazoa, Arthropoda, Insecta, Lepidoptera, Tortricidae. The record is from RefSeq and is a predicted model, not a curated record. The coding region runs from base 226 to 8670 and encodes 2814 amino acids. Gene Ontology annotation, biological process: regulation of GTPase activity. The transcript is spliced from 67 exons.
CUGUUAUUCAUAUAUUUUUGCAAAUCUACAUGGCUACCCCAAUUUCAGCGAUUUUUAUUAUAUUGCUAUCUUUUUCUAUCUCACAAACAUUCCAUCUUCUAUCCUGCUGUCACAAGCCCAGGCCAAAUUCAAUACAAAUCGUAAUUCCUAGUCAAGUAUGGAAUCCCUUGAAAUACGCGUUGUUUAUGAAUUAUUUACAUAAAAGUAUACAUUUAUUUACACAAAAUGGGAACACAAAAACCUGGAGAAUGGGCGAAUUCGCUAAUAGCCAGAUUCGAAGAGCAACUGCCAUACAAAACCGGUGCACAGAACCUCCACUCCCGAAUAAACGAGGAGCAAUGCAAAGCCUGCCUCGUACAAAUCAGCAGGCAUCGCUUCUCGCUUGUCAUCGCCGGUCUCACCAAAAUCCUGCAGCGAGUCAACGAGCUGUACCAACCAACCAUAUCUUCGGGUGUGAACCGACCACACACGGAGCUGGAGAAGAGCUAUAGCGACAGUCUGGUCAUAGUUUUGGACACGCUGGAAAUAUGCCUCAGUUCGCAGCCUAAAGACACCACCAAAUUUGAUGAGGCCAUGAACGUGAAGAUACUACUGAGGGAGGUCUGUCAAUUUAUUGACAUGCGGAACGAGAACACAACCAGCAACACAUUGCUGCGGCAGCUGGCGAGCAAAGUGUUGUUCGCACUCAGUCUCAACUUCUUCAACGCGGUGUUCAACAGGAUCAGUGCUCGGCUACAGGAAUUGGCUUCAAGCUCAGAAGAAAACCCCGAUUAUACAGAUAUAGACUUAAUACAACACAUCAACGUGGACAUUCUCCGGCUUAUACGGCUGCUCACAGAAUCAAUACAAAAGUUUAAGUUAUUAAGAAAAUCAGCGCAUAUAGUUUUGGUAUCGUCUUUAGAAAAAGCAAUAUGGAACUGGAUGGAUACAUACCCCCAAGAAUUCGCAGAAGUCCAAUGCCGGCCUAACGAGGAUCUCAGCAAAUGCUGUGACACUCUUUUCGACAUUUUACAAGAUUGCUUCUCCGAUAACAAGAAAUCUAGGGUCGCUAUGUGGCCUCUACAGAUCAUGUUAUUAGUUUUAAACCCUAAAGUCUUAGAAGAAAUAGUGAAUGCAGACAGCGGUGCUCCGUGCAGUCCGCGACAUACGAAGAAGAAACAUUUUAUCGACUCGGUGAAGAGAGGGCUAAGCCCACAGAACAACUCUAAACAGAUGACAGAAGCGGCGGUUGUGACGUGUGUCAAACUGUGUAAGGCGUCGACGUAUCUGAACAUCGCUGACAGCGGCAAUGUUACUUUCGUGCUUGUGAAAUCCGUUACUAAUGAUCUCAAGUCUCUCCUCUUCAACCCCUCAAAAUCCUACGUGCGAGGGAACCUGAUCUCCGGCUACUCAGAGCUGGACCUGAUGACGGACUGCUUCGUGUCCCUAUUCCGCAUCAUGCCUCAUACGAAUGACAUGAUUAAAGUGUGCCUCAACCUGAAUACGCACAUUUCGUACCACUAUGUCAUAGUCAACUCAUUACUCAGGAUUAUAAAACAACCACGGUUACCGUGGUGGCCUCAAAUAGAGCUGCUUUACCCCCGAGCGGCCGAACUUAGAGCGAUGUUCACAGAUACACUGAAUAAAGCUACACAGGGUUACAUAGUCCACACGCCGCUCCGUAUGAUCUCACGCUCCCUCAAAUCCAAAGAAGUGCAAGCCAAGUUCAACAAAUCGGAGGAAAUGCCGGCUUACAGAAACCUGCUGCUGUGCAUGGUGAAACUUAUACACGCUGAUCCGAUGCUUAUGUUGAGUAACCCCGGCCGCUCAGGCAUGGAGAUCCAAUCUUCAACCACCGAACUAAUCAACGGUCUGGUAUCGCUGGUGCACCAGACAGGCAUGGGCGAGAUCUCACAAGAAGCAAUGGAUGCAUUGCUGGCGCUGCACCGGCCUGAUCGCGUGCAUAUGUGGAAUCCUGAGGCGCCGCUUAACACCUUUUGGGAUAUUAGCUCCCAAAUCCUCUACAACAUCAGUCAGAAGCUCAUCCAGCGACAGAUCGGCAACUACCGGGAGGUGCUGCGAUGGUUGCGUGAUAUUUUGACAUGUCGGAACGAGUUCUUGGCCAAGCACAAGGAAUAUGCCAACGUCGGCUCGCAGAUACCUAUAUGCAAGCAGGCGCAUAUUAAAUUAGAGGUGGUUUUCUUCAUGUGCCUCUGGUCCAUCGACACGGACGUGGUGCUAGUCGCCAUGUCCUGCUUCGCGCUGCUGUGCCAGGAGGCGGACAUCCGCUGCGGCGCCGACGAGAUCACCACGCAGUGCCUGCUGCCCAACUACGCCGUGUUCCAGGAGGUGGCUCACACUUCCACCGUACUUACCACUGCUAGCCAGGAUAUGGGACGUGGUUGCACUUACAAAAACAUUCACAGCUCAGCAGCGUUACAGAAGAGGAUAAUGGCGUUGCUAAGGAAGAUCGAGCAUUGCGUGAACGGCGUGCAACCAGUGUGGGAGGAAACAUUUCGAUGUUGGGACUCCCUAUGCAAGCUGCUACAGAAAUACCCCAAAGGGCAGGGUGACAAAAUGGAUGAUUGCCAAAUGGAGGCUAUCCACAGAGCUGUCGCUAAACGAAGAGUUUCACAUCACAGUAGCAGCGAGCAUGAUUUUGAGAUGCAGAUUCAAGAGUGGGCGAACAUUACAUCGUUUCUGUGCGCACUCGGUGGAGUGUGCUUGCAGCGGCGCCCGUCCACCGUGUGGUCCCACCUUCACGCUCACGAUUCGAGGAAGUACAAUGUAUUGGCGAAUAGUUCACAAGAAGUCCAGUACUGCCCUGUCACGCAAUUCAUCGGCCAACUCCUCCGCCUCCUGCUCUGCAGCAACGAGCGCUUCGGCCAACAGAUCCAAAGUCACGUGAAAGAGCUAGUCGGCCAUGAGAUGUCCCCGGCGCUGUACCCCAUCCUGUUCGACCAGAUCAAGGCCAUCAUCGACAAGUUCUUUGACCAGCAACAGCAGGUAAUGCUGACAGACAUCAACACCCAGUUCGUGGAGCACACGAUAUUCAUCAUGAAGAGUAUAUUGGACAACAAGAAGACGGGACAACCUUCAGAGCACCUUAGUACUACGUCUAUCGAAGGACUCAUGCUCGCUAUAGUCAGAUACGUUCGUCACCUGGACAUGACUGUGCUGUCAGUGCACAUCAAAACGAAGCUCUGCCAAGUUGUCGAAGCCAUGAUGAGGAGGAGAGACGACCUAGCCUUCAGACAGGAGAUGAAGUUCCGCAACAAGAUGGUGGAAUACGUGACUGACUGGGUGCUCGGCACCAGUCACCAGAUCGCGCCUCCUCUGCGGGCAGAUGCAUCUUCCAUAUCCAGAUACUUGGUCUGCUGCAGAGAGCUGGACCAGGCGUGCAUGGAGGCGGUGGCCGCGCUGCUGAAGGGGCUGCCCCUGCAGCCCGAGGAGUCGGACAGAGGGGAUCUGAUGGAGGCGAAGAGUCAGCUGUUUCUGAAGUACUUCACCCUAUUCAUGAACCUACUGAACGACUGUAACGAAGUGGAAAUGGCCGAAGGCCCGGGAAGGCUGGAAACGCUGCGGAACGCCACGAUACAAGCCAUGUCCAACUUGCUAAGUGCUAAUAUAGACUCGGGACUCAUGCAUAGUAUCGAUCUGGGUUACCACCGAGACCUACAAACCCGAGCUGCCUUCAUGGAAGUCCUGACGAAAAUCCUCCAACAGGGCACGGAAUUCGACACCCUGGCGGAGACUGUCCUCGCCGACCGCUUCGAGCAACUAGUUCAGUUGGUCACCAUGAUCUCUGAUAAGGGCGAGCUCCCAAUAGCAAUGGCCUUGGCAAACGUCGUCAGCACAUCGCAAAUGGACGAACUAGCUCGUGUGUUCGUCACUCUGUUCGACGCUAAGCAUCUUCUAGCACCACUGCUCUGGAACAUCUUCUAUAGAGAAGUUGAGGUCUCAGAUUGUAUGCAGACCCUCUUUCGCGGCAACUCCCUAGGGAGCAAAAUCAUGGCUUUCUGCUUCAAGAUCUACGGUUACGGUUACCUGGUUUCCCUGCUCGAACCGCUGGUUACGGCGCUGUUGGAGCAGGCGGACCAGCCGGAUCUGAGCUUCGAGGUGGAUCCUGCUAGGCUAGACCCAUCGCAGGAUAUAGAAGUCAACCGCUCGAACCUUAUAGACCUCACCAAAGAGGUUUUCAACAGGAUUAUCAACUCUGCGGACAAAUUCCCUCCGCAGUUGAGGAGCAUGUGCCAUUGUCUUUAUCAGGUUUUGAGCAAACGAUACGCACACAUACCACAAACGAGCGUGGGUGCUGUUGGUACAGUACUCUUCCUGAGAUUUAUCAAUCCAGCCAUAGUGUCACCGCAAGAGAUGGGUAUAGUCAGCCGUCCCGUUCCCCCCACGAUAAAACGUGGUCUCAUGCUAAUGUCCAAGAUACUCCAGAACAUAGCCAACCACGUCGAGUUCUCGAAGGAGCAACAUAUGUUGCCUUUCAACGAUUUCUUGAGAGCUCACUUUGAGUUAGGACGCAAAUUCUUCAUUCAAAUAGCAUCAGACUGCGAAAGCGUGGACCAAACGUCUCACAACCUCUCCUUCAUCAGUGAUGCCAACGUAGUAGCUUUACAUCGACUACUAUGGAACCAUCAGGAACGAAUAGGGGACUACCUGUCUUGCAGUCGGGACCAUAAGGCUGUAGGACGACGGCCUUUUGACAAGAUGGCCACAUUGCUCGCUUAUUUGGGACCUCCGGAACACAAACCUGUAGAAUCCACCUCCGGUCUCCUCUUCUCCUCGUACGCCCGAUGGUCUUCAAUAGACAUGUCUUCUACCAACUUCGAGGAGUUCAUAGUGAAACACAACAUGCAUGAAAAAGAGGAGUUUAAGAGCAUCAAGAGUUUGAACAUAUUCUACCAGGCGGGCACCAGCAAGAUCGGGAACCCGGUGUUCUAUUUCAUCUCUAGGAGAUACAAGAUAGGAGAAGUGAACGCGGACCUUCUGAUAUACCACGUGAUCUUGACUCUCAAGCCCUUCUGCCAGCAGCCUUUUGAGCUUAUAGUGGACUUCACACACACCAACUCGGACAAUAGGUUCAGAACGGACUUUCUCCAAAAAUGGUUCACGGUGCUACCCGACGUGGCGUACAUCAACAUACACGCCUGCUACAUAUACAACUGCAACAGCUGGGUGCGAGAGUACACCAAGUUCCACGAAGCGAUACUAGCUCCAUUAAGAGGCAACAGAAAACUAAUAUUCAUUGACAACCACACUCGCCUCAGCGACUAUGUGGAGGCUGAGCAGCAAAAGUUGCCCGGCGCAACGCUGGCUCUAGAGGAGGAUCUCAAAGUGUUCAGUAAUGCGCUCAAACUGUCGCACAAGGACACUAAAGUUGCUAUAAAGGUGGGACCAACAGCUCUACAAAUAACAUCAGUAGAGAAGACUAAAGUUCUCGGUCUCCCAGUUCUAUUGAACGACGUUUACUAUGCUUCCGAAAUCGACGAGGUGUGCCUCGUGGAUGACAACCAGUUUUCUCUGUCAAUAGUGAACGAGCCCACUCCACUAAGUUUCAUACACAACGACUGUGAUAACAUUGUGCAAUCUAUUAUACAUAUACGGAACCGCUGGGAGCUGAGUCAACCGGACUCAGUAACAGUGCAUCAGAAGAUCCGACCAAAAGACGUCCCAGGGACUCUCCUCAACAUGGCGCUGCUGAACCUUGGCUCCUGCGACCCUACCCUUCGGACAGCAGCAUAUAACCAGCUAUGUGCGCUGACUGCUACAUUCCAUUUGAAGAUCGAAGGGCAACUGCUAGAAACAUCCGGCCUUUGCAUACCGUCCAACAACACAAUCUUCAUUAAGUCAGUAAGCGAAAAGCUAGCGCACAACGAGCCUCAUCUCACUCUAGAGUUCCUCGAGGAAUGUAUUCAGGGUUUCCGUGGCUCAUCCAUCGAGCUAAAGCAUUUAUGUCUGGAAUACAUGACGCCGUGGCUUGCUAACUUAGUCAGAUUUUGCAAGCCAUCAGACGAGUCCCGUCGCCAAAAGCAAGUCGCCCAAAUCCUGGAGAAGCUGAUCACCCUGACCAUCGAGGAGACGGAGAUGUACCCCUCCGUGCAGGCCAAGAUCUGGGGCUCCAUCGGGCACGUGCCCGAGCUGAUCGACAUGGUGCUCGACAGCUUCAUACAGCGGAGUGUCAACUCGGGUCUCGGUUCACCAAUGAUAGAGAUAAUGGCGGACACGGCCGUCGCAUUAGCGUCCGCCAACGUUCAGCUAGUCUCCAAGAAAGUCAUCGGCCGUAUGUGCAGGGCCCUAUCGAAACUGCCCAAUAAUGCCCUGGGCCCCGUUACCCCGGCCACUGUGGUGGACAAGACCUGUCAUUCGCCGACACCGGUGCUGGAGAUGCACAUGAUGUGGGGAGACAUUGCCAUAUUGGCGAGAUAUUUGCUCAUGUUGUCAUUCAAUAAUUGCCUGGACGUCACGCGGCACUUGCCGUACCUGUUCCACACGGUCACGUUCCUGGUGUGCUCGGGCACGGUGUCCAUGCGCGCCGCCACGCACGGACUGGUCAUCAACAUCAUACACUCACUGUGCACCUGCAACAGCCCGAGUUUCUCAGAGGAAACCCAGCGAGUCCUGAUGCUGUCCCUGGAUGAAUUCGCUCUACCCAAGUUCUACCAGAUGUUCGGCAUCUCCAAGGUCAAGUCAGCAGCGGUCACCGCUUUCCGAAGCCCGCAUAACCGCAACCCGGACAAGGAAUGGUACUCGGAGCACUCGUACACAGCCUGCACCGAAUCCGGCACGUCGUCCAGCAGCGGAGCCCUGCCCGCCCCGCCGCCGCACUCGGACCGCGAGCGCCUGCCGCUGCAGUCCCUCGAGACCAUCACCGACGCGCUGCUCGAGAUCAUGGAGGCCUGCAUGAGGGAUAUACCGCACUGCGAUUGGCUGACCACGUGGACUUCCCUGGCCAAAAGCUUCGCCUUCUGUUUCAACCCAGCAUUGCAGCCGCGAGCUCUCAUAGUGUUCGGCUGUAUUAGUAAAAAUGUGACUGACGACGACAUGAAACAGCUCCUACGGAUAUUAGUGAAGGCCCUCGAGUCUUUCAACGACUUGGCGCUAUUGGAAGCCCUCAUCAUGUGCCUGACGAGGUUGCAGCCGCUUUUGUACCCGGAAUCCCCAAUCCACACGGCCCUAUUCUGGGUGGGGCUAUCGGUGUUGCAGCUCGACGACCCCACCUUGUAUGCGGCUGGGCUGUCUCUCCUGGAACAGAACCUGCAUACUCUUGAUUCGCAGGGACAAUUUGAACAUAAGACCUUGGAGCAAGUGAUGAUGGAGACGAGGGAACCACUGGAAUGGCAUUUCAAGCAAAUGGAUCACGCUGUAGGAUUGAGUUUCCGGUCAAACUUCCACUUCGCGCUGGUGGGGCACCUGCUGAAGGGCUACCGGCACCCGCUGGCCGCGUCCGUGUCGCGCACGUGCCGCGUGCUGGCCGCGCUGCUCGCCGUCACCGCGCGCCACGCCGACAAGUUCCACGUCACGCCCGUCACCGUCGCCUACCUCACCGCACUGGUGUGUGUGAGUGAAGAAGUCCGUUCUCGCUGCCACGUGAAGCACUCGCUUCCAAAAUGGCUGCCGGAUAACUGUGACCACUACUGCCCCACCGUUGACUAUCAUCAGUCCUCAAUGUUGAUCCAGCCUUCUACAUCUAGCAGCUCAUGCCAGAGUCGGCGGCAGAAGUCCUGGGAUGUGCUGGACCAGGCUGCUAUAUCAUCAGCGCAUGGUGGUAAAUCCCCCACAAUGCAACAGUCCAGCAGCGGUGGACACAGCCCUCAUUUCAUCAACAUGCCACAUCAGACAUCAGCUAGAAUGCUUUUUAAGACCCAGAGGUCUUUCUCAGUACCAACGUCGAAAGACACAAUAGGGCCACCGAGGGACAGCGAAGGACGAGCACACAGCAUGCAGCAUGGGACUUCGGGAGACGCCGCGCGCGGCGAACAGGACGCCGACAGUGGUCUCGAUGUAGUGGAGGAUGACGGGCGCGGCUCGCCGGGCAGCACGGACGAAGCCACGGAGAGACCGUCCUCAACCAAGUCGGGGGACAGCGAUUUCCCCGAGAAGCAAGUAUCGACGGACAAAGAUACCAGCAGCCCGGAGAGCAACAGCUUAUUGGACCCGAGUGUACUCUCCGACUUCACCACUCAGGCGCUGGUGCUGACUGUACUCGCCACUCUAGUCAAAUACACUACAGAUGAAGACGAAAUAAGAAUACUGUACCAGUACUUAGCUGAAGGCUCUGUCGUUUUCCCAAAAGUAUUUCCUGUAAUCCAUUCUCUCCUCGAUAUGAAAAUAAACCACGUCCUGAUGCACUGCCACGACCAAGUGAUCCUCAGCGCCGUACAGAGUAUAAUACAGAACAUGAUCGCGUCCGAGGACGCCAGCCAACAACAGCUGCACUACAUGCAGAGCUGCGGGUUCGGCGGGCUGUGGCGGUUCGCGGGGCCCUUUACUAAGAUACAAUGCACAGCGGAAAGCAGCGAGCUCUUCGUCAACUGCUUAGAAGCCAUGGUGGAAACAUGUCUACCGGGCUCCGAGCACGCUCAGGCGCGUGCUCCGCCACCAGACCCUGACCGGCAAGAUACAUCAGGGUCAUCACACCGCCCGCCACCAUCACUCUACUGCUCAGGGCAGGACCCUUAGCAGAACGAGCUUUUCUGUAAUGAAACGACGGUGUUAUAACACGAUUAAUGAUGCCUACAUCAAAAUUGCUUUAAAUAGUACCUUAUUUAGUAUUUAGAUUUUUAAAUGUGCUCUAAAGAUUACACCAUUUAUUUAUAAUGCAACUGCCCGCGUAGCCAACAUGCCUUAGCGAACGAAACGCAUCUGUCACUGUCGCACUAAUAAGGAAGAGUGAUAGAGAGAUGACUACGCUACGGAGCGUUAAUGAUUGGCAUGCUGGCUACGCGGGCUGACGAGCAAUAUUACGAGAAAUAGACUUACUUGUGUAGAUUAGAAAUUUUAUAAUCUCAAAAUUAGUGGUAUUUUUUUUCCUCCUAAAUUAAACUAAAGUAACUAUUCCCUGAAUUAGUGUCGUUUUGAGGUUAUAAAAUUCUAAUUUAACACAUUCACUGCCGGGAACCCACCUGGUGGGCGCUCGUGAACUUUGUUCAGAUGCCGGACAACCCGCUGGGCGGGUUGUUUUGUACGCAGCUAUAGCCCACCGGUUUCUGGGGUAGUGCGCCGUUUUUUGUCUGGCAGUGAAUGUGUUAAGAAAAAACGGGGUAAUUUUGAUCCCGUGUGAAUGAAAGAGGGUACAGGUCGAUUCACAAGUGGUAGGAAUGGAUUGAAUGAGUGAAUGAAAAUAUCUAUGUGUGUCACAUUAACCAAUAAAAUGGCGGCUCUGACUGUAUACCGAUACAGGGAGCGUACCGCGAAACCCGAAGUUCGCGGGGAUCUUUCUCUUUUACUCUCACUAAGACGUAAUUAGAGCGACAGAGAAAAAUGCCCGCAAUUGACGAUCUUCGAUUUUCGUAGUUAUAGCCCUGUGGGCCUACCGCGAACCACGUUCGAUGUGUUGCCUCCCUGUCACACUUACGUACGAAUUUACAAGUGCGAUAGAGAGGCAACACGUCGAACGUGGUUCGCGGUACGCCCUCUGGUGUCACUCAUACAAUUAAAGUUCCGUGCAUUCGUGCCAGCUUUCGUGAAUCAACCGGUACAUUUUAAGUUAAUCGUUGACUUCAUUUUGACAGCUAAUACUUUUUCUGUGGAGGGUAGAGGUAAGGAGGACAAUCUCUUAUGGGAGAACUGCUGCUAAAGUGUCCAGCAGCUGUAUAUAAUAGUUCGCAAUCUCUCCGGUGGCGCUAGGGUAGCAGAAGGACAUGACAUGAACUUAGACGGCGUGAAGUGCACUUUCAGUGAUUUGAAAUCUUUUAUCAAAGUCAAAAAUUUGUUCGCGAUGUAUUGUAGCGCCACCUUACUUACUUGGCUGGCGCGAUGACCCAAAAUGAGUCUUGGCCUCCAACACAACAAUCCGCCAUUUUGCUCGAUCCUGAGCGAAUUCACGCAAGCGCCACCUAUUUAUGGAUGAUUUAAGGUUUAUGGAUGGACACUUUUCAUACACAUAGAUUGUUCUCCUUACCUCUACCCUCCAUACUGUAUGAACUAAUCGUCGCCGGUCAAGCAGCUGUGUCCAUUGUAUGUAUGUAAAACACACAUUUUUUUUAAAGUAUGGAUAGAAUGAAAACCCUAGUGUAUUUUUAAAUGACGUCAUGAGCACAAAUUUUAUAAAAGGUAAUUUAGAUAGAUGUAUUAUAAAAUAAGCGCACAUUAAAAAACAACUAAGCACAAAGAUGUGUGAGGCGCACAAAAAAGGUCACCAGAUUCUGGAGCGUUCCACGAAAAGGUCUACUUUGUUGGUGACGCGCAAGGUAGCUUAUAUAAUUAAGGCAAAACGGUUUUUUUUUUGAAAACCCCCAUUUAUGCGAUAUACGAUACGCAAUGAAUUAGUAUUCAAUAGAAUAUAAAUAAAAAGCAGACUAACGUUAUAAUAUUUAAACAGUAAACCCCAAUACGGCGUUCGUUAUUUGCAUGUAUAAUGUGGUAUUUUAAUAACAUAAUUUCCAUGAGUUCCAUGAGACACUUUUUUUCCACAGGCAACUAAUACUCAUCGAAACAAUUCUAAAAACCCCAAACACAAUUAGGUUGUGUUGUUUUAUCACAGAGUUCAUAUGGCCACCUCCUGUCUCCAUCAUCAGAUCAGCUCGAUGGUACCAUAAUAUUGCAUUGUCACCCGACUUACAUAUGUAUGCAAAUUUUCAGCUUCAUCGGAAACCGGGAAGUGGGUCAAAUUUAACUUGCAAGAUUUGUCCCAUACAUACUUACAGGGCAAGUUAAAUACUCGUAAAAGCUUGUGAAAAUGCAGCAAUGUAAAAAAUUUACUAAUUAAUAAAGUAGAAAUAUAAAUUAUAUUAAAAAUCAAAUGAUUGGGAUUUUCUCUUUAUAAACGGAUCGCUUGCGUAUUUUUUAGUCAAAGAUUUCAGCGAGCUGCAGCCCGCAGUCUGCGUUGGUCUGCAAUCUUUGAAUACAUGGGUGAACUGGGCUAUAACCGGGAUUAUCGAAGUUCGUCAAUUGCGGGCAUUUUUCUCUUUCACUCUCAUUACGUCUUAGUGAGAGUAAAAGAGUCAGAUCCCGGCAAUUUGCGAAUUUCGGUUUCCCCUGCAGUACCUGCACCACUACCACCAGUUUGACACUAACAUAUACGCGUGCGUGUGCGUAAUUUACUAUUAAUUUCUCAUAUUCUGAAAGUGGAUCGUUGUUGUUUUAAAAACUGUGCAGAAAAUUAUACGUUUCGGCUCUAGAGCUUACUUUCUAAGUACGUUUUUUUUUUUCACUUUUUUUACGAUGAAAGAUUAAAAUAUUAGUUUUAAAUGGAUUUGUUGUAGCUAUACAAUUUCCAUUCUGAUUCUCUCCAUUCCAUAAAUGACGAUAUUUUUACUUAAACUGUUAAAGAAAUACUAAGUAAGUACUUUCUUCGUAUUUAAAAUAAAAAGUAGAGUGUUUAACUCGGAUGAAUUGCACCAUUCAGUCUAGGACUAACUAAACUACCUCGACAGAAAUGGAUGCCUUUCAUCCAUUGGUUAACAAUCUACUAUUCUAUGCAUCUCGCUCGUACACGCACAUUAGUGCGAGCGAGAUAGAAAGUAAGUUACACAGACGCUAUCGAAUGUCAGUUUAAGUUUGACAUUAUUAAGGCUACUGUUUUAACAUAUUUAACAAACGAUGGUAAUUAUUACUAAAACAUUUAUAUAAUUAACGUUAAAAUUAAAACGAAGGUUCUGUCUUAUGUAAGGUUCUCUGUACAUGUAGAUAAUAGAUGUACAAUUUACAUAGUUUUAUUAGGAAAAUUAGGAUAAAUGCACAAAAAAAAAUAGUGAUCUCACUUACUAUAAAAAUAGAACUUAUUAAAAGGCAUUUAAGAUUAAAAUCGAAUGAACAAGUUGAUAGAUCUGAAUAAAUAUAUCUAGGAAUUAUAUCCUUCCUAACAAGGCACGUCUUAUUCUAAGAUACCAUGGCAGUUAAGUGAUCAGGGGGCUUAGCCAAGUUGACAAUCGUUUGCAGAAAAUGAAACGUAACGCUAUCUGUAAAGUACUGUAUUUACCUCAGUGAAUCAUACGAUAUAAUGUAUUUCCAACGGUUCGUCAACACAAACAUCACGCGGUACGACCGCUCUGCUCGCCGGUCUAACAUCGACUGACUGCAACUGUCAGUGACGUCACCACGACGUAAGCGCUCGAGACGUCUGUACACUACACUAUAAUUUGCAUACAUUAUUUUACGUUUCUCUUAGCAUUUCGUUUCGUUUUCUGCAAAUGAUUUUCAUCUAAGCCCCCUAUUCAAAAUAUUUUAACGAUAACUUGUUAUAUUAGGCCCCUUGCACCGUCUCACUAACCCGGGCUUAACCGGUUAAACCUGGAGUUACCAUGGUUACCUGUAUAAUUUGACACUGGAUUAACGGUUUAGCCGAUUAACUGGUUAAACCGUUAACCAAAUUUUACUGGUACAUAGUAACUCCAGGAUUGGUGCAAGUGACGCUUAACUGUUUCAAAUAUGCUCUCUAUUAAUGUCGUUAAAUAUUUAAAUGUCGUGAUCGUUGUUUAACAUAACUUGCACGGCCAAACUCGGAGCACAAUCUCACUAAAUGCUUUAAAAAAGGUCGGUCUAGAUUAGAACGUCCAUAACGGACGAAUUUGGUAAUGUCAUUUAAGCUUAAUGUAGGUACUAACUGCAUGCAUCCACACCGCAGUUAAUAUUUUAGAGCAACACUGUAUUUUGUUAUGGACAUAACUCAUCUAGACAAGGCCCGCCCCAACGGGAUGAUUUUAUUUAUUAUUUAUUUUUAUUUAAACUAUUGCACAGUGAAAAAUACACAGUGACAAGAGGCGGACUUAAUGCCACGCGGCAUCCUCUACCAGUUAACCUUAAAACCACCUUAUGAUUAAAUCGACCGAUUUGAUCCGAUAAAAAAUUGGCGUCAAUCUCAUCUAGCAUCCGCACGUACGCAAUUAAUCACCAAUUUUAAAUUUAUGGAUGGAUUCAAGCUCACAAAAUAAAAAUAAUGCCCGCAAUGGUGCAUAACAGCGUGGAUGAAUAGCAUUCUUGCGUCUGCAUGUCCAUUUGAUCGGUCAAAAAGGGAUCAAGUGGGAUCGGCGAGCCAAUUAAAUUUUUGCGUCCGCACCACCUGAGAUUGGCCGAAAAUUGUCUCCGUCUGGACUGGCCUUUACUUACUGUUGCAAAGUGUUGCUUCACAAAUAUUGACUGCGGUGUGGAUGCACAUUAAUACAAUCAUAGGAAUAAUAUUUUAAGACACACUGUAUAGUUCAUACAAGGUGGCUUAAAGUAAACGUCGAAAAACGGUUAAAAAGUUAAAAUUAAUGUUUAAAUACAAAAAGAUUGACAAGUGUUUCAGUAUUUAGACUUAAUCUCUAGCCGCCCUGAGGCCUAUAGAAAGGUCUCCCAUUCCGUUCUAAUUUUAAUCUUAUUUCUGACAAAUCAAAAUUGCAUUUGUCUAGGCAAUGUUUGACGUGUGGGGGCUAGAGAAUAUAAGUACAUAUAUAUCUAUACAUACAACCUCUGUAAGUGCACAAUUACACCUUUAAUGGAUAAAUAUACCCGGUAAAAGUCCUAAUGAUAUGAUGCUAUAUUGAUAAUGUAAUUAGUAUAUAAUUAACAGAGUUAUUUUACAAUGAGUGUACCCUUUUGGACAGGACGAAAACGAUUUUACACGAAAGUUUUUUUUAGCAUAAGUCUCGGUUUUUUUUGUACAAACAAAAACAAGCAUUUUGUUAUGGGCAUUAUUAUUUUUUAACUAUAAAACGAUUACUAUAGGCAAGGCUCGGGAAAACGCCUGUCAUUUUAAAAACAUAACCCUGUUUCGUACAACAGCGUUAUUGAUGAAAUAUGUAUGUCCCAAUAAGCGGGUACACACAGAGCGAGCAUAAGCGCGAGGCAAUUUCCUCGCGCACAAACCGGCCAGUGUAAAUGUAGGCACAGGCCGAGUCGGCGCGCGCGUUUUUCUCGCCCGAGCGCGCCGCCUCGGCCACGCGCGUAUGGACCCGCCUAAUGAAUGACGUCCGUAGACAUUUUCGACUCAUAAAUGGGUCCUAAAUGAUGGUGAGGUUUUCAAAAUAACGGACGUUUUUCCGAGCCUUGACUAUAGGUUUUGUUUAUUUAUACUGAAAGGGUUAGAUUUUAAGUAAAGCCUAUAUUUACGAAACAUUUUAGUACAAAUUAAUUUAUAUUGUAUGUUUGUUAUAUUAUAAAUAAAUGUUCGUUCGUCGAUUUUUAAUACUUUUAUAGCUUUUACGCCGUUAUAAGUAACUGCCUUUAAAAAGCUGGUAAAAUAUUUUGCUUCCAUUUUUUUUUAAUAUACAGAGUGUGCAGUGGAAUAAGUAAAGGAUGGUGGGCUAAUUGGCCCAUUUAACCAAUAAGGGCAAGCGGUAUGUCCCCGGAUAGUUACUAUGGCAGGUAGUUCUAAAUCUUUGUGUGAAAAAAACUUAUCGUCGCAAAAAGUAGAGCGAGUUGAAACGUGACUAUAAGUACCUAUAGUUUUUUUUUUCGAUUCUAGGUUCCUGUGUCGCAGAUCAUGAAGGUUUUGUUAUGACGAUAUUUUAGUUUUUUAUUCGUUUUCUUGUUUUUUUUGUGAUAUUUCCGAUGGUCUGUUGUUAAUUCGAAUGGAUUCAUGGGCCAGUGUCCAUACAAAUCUGCCCAUCCUCCUUCAAUUUGGGAAUAAAUUCUUAACACUGUAAUAGAGUGGGCCAACGUUUUGUGUUGUCCAGGGGACAAUAGUUCAACCUUAAAAAAUGUAUUAUGUUUUGACAACAAUCUAAUGCUAAGUAAAUUACUAGUUAUAGAUCGUGUAAUUCAUGAAGACGGGAGUCUUGACUCUUAAUGUCAUGUUAUUAAAGGUUACAUUUGACAACUCUGUGCGUCAUCGUGGAUGACACGAAUUUGGUAAAUUUAGCUACAAUAAAAUCAGAAUUUUAAGUGUAACCAUGGCAAUUGCACAAAAAAAUUGAUUUACCUAACUAACCAUAAUGAAAUUGUCGUAGGUAUUGAAAAGACGCCCUGUAUAUUAAAAUUAAACAAAGAUCUAUUCUGUCCUACUAAACCAAUCAGCGGUAUUUCAAAUCAAAAUUGAAUGCAAAUAUAUACUUGAAAAUACGAUCUGUCUGGCCUGGUGGAUAGCUGCCUAUGAAGCCGAUGGUCCCGGGUUCAAAUCCUUGUAAGGGCAGGGAUAGGGAAUUUCCCUUCAAGACGAUUAGCCAUUAUAUUAUGGAAAUUAUAUGAAAAACAGCACAAGUGACAUCACGGUCAAGUUAACUAGGUACUCUUUAUAGUUCUUUCCAAUUUAUUAAAUAGAAAUUUUGUCUAAAAAUAACUGCACUCCACGUUUUUAAUUCUAAUAAAUUCUGGUGCUUUAUUUCGUGCAUGGUGUGAAAUAGAUAUUUUCUUAAACUUGCAAUGUAACGUUGACAUGACUUCAAAUUAGGUCCGGAAAUAUGUACUACGUAUCCGUCCGUGCGAUGAGUGAAGAUGAUAUAUAAAGGAAUUUCAUACAACCUUACACACCUAGGCCUGUAAAGCAACCUCCUUUUGCUUUUAAACGUCAAAUUGUGACACAACGUCUUGGCUACCUAUAUACUUACUUUACUCUUUGGUCUUAGCAUUCAAUCAUCAAAUAGUAAAUUGUUUUUAGCUGUGUAAACAAUAAAACAGAUUGACAACUUUUUUCCUUGCGUGUUUGAGAAGAGCGGUAUACAAAUCUCGGUGAGAAACGGGGUUGCCGACCGCGCAUCCUUAUUACUUUUCUAUAUCUACUUGGCCUGCAAUCCUUCGUUUCCCGGCCUCUAUAGUAAUGUAUUUUUUUAAAUACAGGCAACAUCUCAAUUCCAUUUUCAAAUUCGUUUUGAGAUACCACUGUUGGGCUUAUCUUAUGGGGGCAGUAUAUAAGAGACAUGGUUUACGCAAUAAUUUAUAUUUUACAUUUUAUUUUAUAAAAAAUAGUGAGUAUACAACGAGUAUUCUGUUGAAUCACAUUCAGGCAAUAAGCAACAUUUGUUAUUUUAUUUGUGUGUAAUUUAAUGAAUGUGUAGAUUAAGUGUAAAUGUUCGAUUAUGAAAUAACUUUGAGUACAGUCGGCGGUAUAUUAAACUUACUUUUAUAUGUGUAUUUGUUAUUGAAUAACGGCAUCGAAUAUCGAUUUUAAUAUGAUUUUUCCAGAUGGUGUCUUUCGUGUGGUGGUGGUCGGGAGGAAACUGACGGAUUUAAAUGGCAGUAAUAUUAAAAAUGAUAUUUUUUUUUUUUGUAAUACAAAGUAACACUUUGUGAAACUUAUCCCACCCAAUAAAACUUUACAAGUGUUUAAUUGAUGAAUAGAAAUAAUAAAUAGUUUGGGUCCCUACAAGUCGCCAAGUUUUUACUAGUGAUAGCUAAUGAGAAUUUUGUUCACCUUUUACUACUGGGAACAACUGAGAAAAACAUCCCAGUAGUUACCAACAAAGUAAGUUGGUGAUAACUAUUGGGAUGUUUUUCUCAGUUGUGAGAAACAUGUUUCUGAGAAAAACAUCCCAGUAGUUACCAACAAAGUGAGUUGGUGGUAACUAUUGGGAUGUUUUUCUCAGUUGUGAGAAACAUCCCAGUAGUUACCAACAAAGUGAGUUGGUGGUAACUAUUGGGAUGUUUUUCUCAGUUGUGAGAAACAUGUUUCUGAGAGAAACAUCCCAGUAGUUACCAACAAAGUGAGUUGGUGGUAACUAUUGGGAUGUUUUUCUCAGUUGUGAGAAACAUGUUUCUGAGAGAAACAUCCCAGUAGUUACCAACAAAGUGAGUUGGUGAUAACUAUUGGGAAAUAUUUUUCUUAGUUGUUACCACUGGGGUAGGUGAGAAAAAAAAUCUGUUGUUACCACUUCUAACUAGUGGGAAUAACCAUAUUUUUUGUUAAAAUCCUUUGAGUUCCUCCCGAACGCCUUGUAUUUUUUGCUACAUCAUUAGUAAAAUAUGUAUACAAGUGGCUCGAAAAAGUUUUCGAUGAAAGAUUAACGAGCUAACUGUAAAUAAAUGGUGCCAGUUUCACGCCGACUGUACGUUAAAAAUGUGAUUAAAAAAAUUAAGUUUCAAAGAUCUACGUGUGAGCUUACUAAGGCCUAAUCUAGGCCCUAAAAUAUUGUUAGAAUUGUAUUGUUCGGAAUUACAGAGGCCUGUAGUUAUACAUAUGUAGCAAUUUAUAAUUUAUUAACAUGGGACAGCUACUUUUAAAUAUGAGUUAUAGCAAGGCCCGAGUGGACGCAAUCGUAAACUUUUGUAAUGUCCACAGAAAAGACGGUUUUGCCUGAUGUUUUUGUCAGUACCAUAUUACCUGUAUACAACUUUGCCCGCCUUAAAAAUUAAGAAUCAAGUGAGACUGCUUUUGAUAAUGUUACAAAUUGUUACGUUUUUAUAUAGGCCUUUGUAAUUUCGCUCAGUAUACGUGUGAAUAGUAACAACAAUGUCUAUUUAUACCCUAUCUCACUGCUAUGUUCGUAUAGCACCACAAUUUGUUAAUCGUGUAAGUUCAAAAUUAUGUUACACACUUUGAUGUUGAAUCGCGAUAACUUAUUAUUUAAUUUACAAGUGUAUAUUUUUUACGUUUGUUUGUAACAGUUUUCGAAGUAAGGCAUUUUGUCUACUUUGUGUGGUUCGUAGUCCAAAUCACUCCUUAUAUUGAUAUAUGUCUAAAAUAUUCAAUUGUAACUGACAUCGUGACGAAAUUGUUUGAGAAUGGCGGUAUUUGGUGAACCAGUUCUUAUCUAUACUUUAAAUAAAAGCAUGACUUUACUGGCAUUUCAGUCAAAAGGUCCGGUUUCAGUAGUAGGUUAUAUUAAAUUAUAUUUUCGUCUCAAAACCAUUUUUCAUUUACAUAUAUAGUUUCGUAUACCUUACAACUUGGCCCACCUUUUUGGGCAAAGUUGUAAUUUUUAUAAAACUGGUUCAUCAAAUGUUUUUUUUAAUAUUUAUAUUUCCAUGAAAUGAAGGUAUUACUAUUUUAUAAGAUUUAUAGCUAUCAAUGUGACAAAUUAUAUCUAUUGAUGUAUUUAGUAAAAAGUACGAGACUAAAA